Molecule: messenger RNA, 837 nt
Organism: Prunus avium (sweet cherry)
Lineage: Eukaryota; Viridiplantae; Streptophyta; Magnoliopsida; Rosales; Rosaceae
Source: RefSeq, a predicted model, not a curated record
AGGGUUUUGUUAUUGUUAUGACCUUUCCAGGGAAGAUAAACUAGUGGAGCGUGCCAAAGCACUUAAGGUUAAUGCUGGAACAGAACCAGAUGUAGACCUUGGUCCAGUGAUUAGCAAGCAGGCGAAGGAACAGAUAUGCAGAUUGAUUCAAACAGGUGUUGAAAGUGGUGCAAAACUGGUGCUUGAUGGUAGAAACAGUGUGGUUCCAGGGUAUGAGCGUGGAAACUUCAUUGGUCCCACCAUCUUAUCUGAUGUUACCGCUGACAUGGAGUGUUAUAAGGAGGAAAUUUUUGGCCCGGUUCUUCUUUGUAUGCAGGCUGACAGCAUCGAAGAGGCUAUAAACAUCGUCAACAAAAAUAAAUAUGGCAAUGGAGCUUCAAUUUUUACGACAUCUGGUGUGGCUGCAAGAAAAUUCCAGACUGAGAUUGAAGUUGGCCAGGUUGGCAUAAAUGUUCCUAUAUCAGUUCCAUUGCCCUUUUCCUUGUUUACUAGCUCCAGGCCAUCUUUUGCGGGUGAUCUUAGUUUUGAUGGCAAAUCUGGACUUCAAUUUUACACCCAGAUCAAGACUGUGACUCAACAAUGGAAGGAUCUACCGGAGUGAUGGAGCUGCCCUGUCAACGUCGAUUUCAUAGAGAGGAUGUUGGACAUUGAUUUGGGACUCAUCUUUUAGUCCAUAUGGGAUCUUAUUAUUAGUAAGCCAGAAUGUCUUAUUGGUAAAUGUCUAUCUGUACAUAGAUGUCUUUAUAAUUAAAUUAUAUUUUAGAGUUUACUACAAAAAAUAUUAGAGUUAAAGAGUGGAUCAAUAAGGACAAGGUUCAACAGCAGUCUCGUUUUCAA